Messenger RNA from Aphanomyces astaci, 300 nucleotides. RefSeq lists its product as hypothetical. The transcript has a single exon. The record is from RefSeq and is a predicted model, not a curated record. The coding region runs from base 1 to 300 and encodes 99 amino acids. NCBI's taxonomy places the organism in Eukaryota, Oomycota, Saprolegniomycetes, Saprolegniales, Verrucalvaceae.
AUGCCGUCGGAGCUUCGGCGCCGGGCGGUAAGUGUACAGAGGGACGGCGUUCGCCGAACUAAAGCUUGGGCGAUCAAUCGGCUGCCAAACGCACUACUCCUCACGACGAUCGUUUAUAGGUACCUCCGCAUGAAGACGUCCACUCGCCUCAUCCCUUUGUCAAAGGCGCCAAGUGCCAGCGCUCCCGGUUCGGUUCGCCUGGCCACAGUGGCCCAAGACCAAGAAGCCCCGACGACGAUUGUUUGUGGAAUGACGGCCACCCAUACCUCCAAGAACGACCGCUUUGAUGACGCCGCUUGA